Messenger RNA from Brachypodium distachyon (stiff brome), 971 nucleotides. Its product is annotated as tRNase Z TRZ3, mitochondrial-like. Bases 80 to 835 code for a protein of 251 amino acids. Gene Ontology annotation, molecular function: 3'-tRNA processing endoribonuclease activity. Gene Ontology annotation, biological process: mitochondrial tRNA 3'-end processing. The record is from RefSeq and is a predicted model, not a curated record. The transcript is spliced from 6 exons. Lineage: Eukaryota; Viridiplantae; Streptophyta; Magnoliopsida; Poales; Poaceae. Gene Ontology annotation, cellular component: mitochondrion.
UCUCUCUCUCUGUCUCUCCCUCCGGUCUAAAACCUCAGAAACCGGGAUAAAACCCGACCCUAAUAGCAAGCCCUCCGCCAUGCCGCAAGUACAUUCCCCUCUCCGCCGCCUCCUCCCUCUCUCCCAAACCCUAGCCCCGGCCCCUCUCCUCUACCUCUCGCGCCGCCUCUUCUUCUCCUACUCCGUCUCCGCUACCCGCUCCCCCCUCCCCCGAGCCGCCGGUCUCCGCCCGCUCGCCUACCGAGUCCAGGCCAGCCGCCACAACCUCCGUCUUGCGAGCAGCACGCUCAGGAAGGAGCCCGAGGGGAUGGCCACCGGCGGGGACGCCGGGGUGGCGUUCAAUAAGACGCGGGCGGAGGGAAAGGACGGGAGGAAGGACAGGAGCAUGGAGCUCAAGAACCGCAGGGCCAUCCCCAUCAGCACUACCUGCUACGUGCAGAUACUCGGUACAGGAAUGGACACUCAGGAUACCGCACCUUCAAUUUUACUAUUCUUUGAUAAGCAAAGAUUUAUAUUUAACGCUGGUGAGGGUCUUCAGCGUUUCUGCACUGAACACAAGAUAAAGUUGUCAAAGACUGAUCAUAUCUUCUUCACACGUGUGUGCUCAGAAACUGCAGGAGGCCUUCCAGGCCUGGUGCUAACUCUGGCUGGGAUGGGAGAUGAGGGCAUGUCGGUGAAUAUAUGGGGCCCUUCGGACGUUGAUUUUCUAGCAGGGGCGAUGAAAUCUUUUAUCCCAAAUAGGGCAAUGCUUCACACACACACAGCUUUGGUGUGGAACGCAAUGCAUCUUCUUCACAAUCUUCAGAUGCUACUGUUAUUAUUGAUGAUGAAGUAGUUCGUAUAUCAGCAAUGUUUGUCAAACCGAGGUACCAUAAUGAAGCCGGUAGCUUGACAGAUAUCAACUCGAAGCCUGGUGAUACUGUUAUAGUCUAUUCAUGUGAAUUGGCAGAAAUAAAAGGGAAACUUGACCC